AUGGGUAUCAAAAAUUUGUCCUCCAUCAUUAAGGAGCAUGCUCCCGAUGCGAUCAAGGAGGGCGAGAUCAAGAAUCACUUUGGCCGCAAGGUGGCAAUUGUAAGUUUUGGCUUCUUCUGCCCGGUUUCUCUCUUCCUAGGCGACGAUCGCUCCUCCAUGAGCAUCUACAGUUUCCUCAUCGCCGUCCGCAGCGAGGGCCAGCAACUCAUGGACGAGAGCGGCCAGACGACCUCGCAUUUGAUGGGCAUGUUCUACCGCACCCUGCGCAUCGUCGACAACGGCAUCAAGCCCCUCUACGUGUUCGACGGCGCCCCGCCCAAGCUCAAGUCGGGCGAGCUCGCCAAGCGCUUCCAGCGCAAGCAGGAAGCGCGGGAGGGCCUCGAGGAGGCCAAGGAGACGGGCACGGCCGAGGACGUUGAAAAGUACGCCAGGCGGUCGGUGAGGGUGACGCGCGAACACAAUGCCGAGUGCCAGAGGCUUCUCAAGCUCAUGGGCAUCCCCUUCAUCGUCGCGCCCACCGAGGCCGAGGCCCAGUGCGCGGCGCUCGCUCGCGCCGGCAAGGUGUUUGCGGCGGCGAGCGAGGAUAUGGAUACCUUGUGCUUCAACUCGCCCAUUUUGCUGAGGCACCUUACGUUUAGCGAGCAGAGAAAAGAGCCUAUCCAGGAAAUUCAUCUGGACAAGGUGCUCGAGGGCUUGGAUAUGCCCAGGGAACAGUUCGUCGACCUCUGCAUCCUUCUCGGCUGCGAUUACCUCGAUCCCGUACCCAAAGUUGGCCCCACGACGGCUCUCAAACUGAUCCGCGAGCACAAGACCCUCGAAGGCGUGGUCGAGGCCUUCGAGAAGGACCCCAAGGAGCGCUUCAAGAUUCCCGAGGACUGGCCCUACCAGGACGCGCGCGAGCUCUUUUUCAAGCCUGACGUGCGGCAGGCGGACGACCCGCUGUGCGACUUCAAGUGGGAGAAGCCCGAUAUGGAAGGCCUCGUGCAGUUCCUGGUCACGGAAAAGGGCUUCUCGGAGGAUCGCGUGCGGGCGGGCGGCAAGAGGCUGGAGAAGAACCUCAAGACCGCGCAGCAGGUGCGCCUUGACGGAUUCUUCAAGGUGAUUCCCAAGACGGAGCAGGAAAAGGUGGCGCUGAAGAGGAAAAACGACGAGAAGCACGAGGAGAAGAAGAAGAAGCUGAAGGAGGAGAAGAAGGAAAAGGCAAAGGCAAAGGCUAAGCCGAGGGCCGUUUAA
Messenger RNA from Parascedosporium putredinis, 1233 nucleotides. The record is from the annotation of a GenBank genome assembly. Lineage: Eukaryota; Fungi; Ascomycota; Sordariomycetes; Microascales; Microascaceae.